This is a messenger RNA of Zerene cesonia (dogface butterfly), 1271 nucleotides long. RefSeq lists its product as uncharacterized. The coding region runs from base 355 to 867 and encodes 170 amino acids. The transcript has 5 exons. Lineage: Eukaryota; Metazoa; Arthropoda; Insecta; Lepidoptera; Pieridae. The record is from RefSeq and is a predicted model, not a curated record.
CAUAUUCGAAAUCGUGUCGACCGCAGGCUUUGGCCGCUAAAUAUAUUUAAAGAAGAUACACUAAUGUGAUAUUGAAACAACAAUAUUUGAUGUUUAACCCUAAUUAUCUGUGCAUAAAUAUUGAUACACGAACUGUACGUAAAUCGCGUUGAAUUUAAUUACAACGAACCAAAUUCAUGAGAAGUGGCAGCAAAAAAUAAAACAUUUUAUGAAGUAAACGAAACAGAUUAAGAAUUUCCCGCGUCGGGAAAUGUCAGACUGGAUGCAAAGCGAUCCCUUCGUCAACAGAGGAAAUUCGCUGUGAUGGUAUGAAUCGCGACAAAUUACCGCCUCUGUCGAUAAUCUUCAGUCACUAUGGGCUGCGGUUCAUCUGCUCACGUGGUAGCUCCAGCACCAGAGAAUGGGCACAAGAUGACUAACGGUCAGAAUGGACAUAAUGAUAGGGCUCCACAUGACGAUGGUCUCCCCACCGUGGUGUUACCAGACACACCGGUGAAGUCUAAACCACCAAUUGCAUUCGAGAUCCCUCUCGAGGAGUUCAACAGCAGCCAUCGGCCGACGUCCCCGCCCGCCCACUUGCAGCGGCUACUGCAUCAGCAAAGUGCGGAGAUCAGCCUGCCGGAUAUAGAGGGGAAACUAGCUGAGGCUGAACAGAGAAGACAGGCUAUAUUGCAACAACGAGCUGCAUCUGCUCAGAAAAAAUCACAGAAAAUUGCUAAGAAUCUUCAAGAUACCAUGAUCUUGAAUAAAAUACACGUGAGUAUAUUAAGUCUAACAAAAUAUUCAAGAUAUCAACUGAAUAUUCAUGGAACCAUUAGGUAUUAUAGAUUGAACAAUGUGGAAUUAUCGUUAUUGUCUAUCUAUUGAUUAUUCAAUACACGCAUACAGAACAAUGUACCUAUGAUAUAUGCAACAGAAGGAUACAGAGUGUAGCGUAAUGAAUGGAUAGUACCUGCGAAGAGCGAAAAUAUACUUAUGAUGUGCUUUUGAAUAUUCUAUCAUGUCCAGGAGCAGAAGCACUGUUAAAAAAGUGCAAUUCUAAUUUCGUUAGCUUUGCGAUUUUUUUUUCGGAAGUUUAGGACAAAAGAAUGGCCCGAGUGCUAGAAUAACAAUAAACGUAACAACAGAUUUAAAAAAUCCUUCAUUCGAAGUUACCAGAGAAGAGUGUAACUUUUUAAAAUUUUCGAAUAUUUCGAAAACCAAGGAAUAUUUAUUUAUCAUAAAUAUUUAUUUACUUAAAUACAUUAGAUAUAGGUUUUUUCUGUAACACG